This is a messenger RNA of Didymodactylos carnosus, 1263 nucleotides long. The record is from the annotation of a GenBank genome assembly. Lineage: Eukaryota; Metazoa; Rotifera; Eurotatoria; Philodinida; Philodinidae.
AUGAACACGUUUCUUGGACCAGCCAAAGCUUUAGUCGAAGAAAUAUGCGAUGACCAUGAAGGAACAAAGAAAACAAUGAAAGAAUUCUCCCAAAAGAAUCCGCUGGUUGCUCCAUUUCGCCUUGCCUGGGACAUUAUCACUGACGAUGAAGAUGAUGCAAAGGAAACGCUCCAAGUAUUCAUAGAUAAUCUUGAGAAUAUGGCAAAUUCUACACCCCUUCUUGGUCAUACAAUAGCACUUGGACACGCAGCCGCUGGAAAUGACGAAAAGGCAAAAGAAGUCUAUUUGCAAGCGACACGAACGACAAUUGUAGCCGGUGCGGGACUAAUUGGAUCCCUUGCUGGACCAGUGGGUACGGUCGCAUUAGCCGCUGAAGUUGGAACUGGUUGGGACAUGUGCGAGGCACUUGCAGGUGGCCGUGUACAUGGCAUUCCAAAGUUAAUUACAGCUGCUCGCGAUCAUAUCGAAUUAGGUCCAGGCGAAGUAUUCGACAUAGUUAUGACUCCAGUUGGAGAUGGAAUGACUGGAUUGCUAGCGAAACAGCUAUGUGACAAGAUCACGGAAGCACGAGCGAAAAAUCAAGCAAGAAACCAAGUGCAGAAGGCAAGUGAAGUGGUACUAAAUUUAGAAGUUUCAAAAGCCAAUGAUGCUAAAUUGGAACCAUUAGAAAAGAAAAUAGCUGAACAAGGGGUAGACAAUCCUCGAGAAUUGGCAGAACGUAUGUCAAAAGAUGCUGAUGUUCUGAAAAAUACAGUGGAGAACCAUGAGUCGGCAUUGCGUGGAAAUCAACUGGGUCGAAAUCGGAAUAAUUAUCAUAUGAAUCGUCACGUUACGUGUACAAUGAUCGACGAAGAGGGAAAUUCGUCUACUGGUUAUAGCUCAAGAAUAACAGCAGCAACCGGAGAGAAACGUUUUAACGGAGAUAUAUCUAAACUGGAGCAAAAUUAUCCCGAAUACCAAUCAGUUAUUGAUGGACGUGUGCUUGGUAACUGUGCCGAACCCAUGGCAUAUGAAAAUUGUUCAAAUCCAAGUAUAACAUAUGCAAUGCAGAUCAAUGAUGGAAUUGUCAAAGCUAUAACUCGAUGUAAAAAUUGUGCACAAUAUAACUUUGGAACUGUGAUUACAGAUUGGAUUGAUGGAGAGAUAAUUCCAUUAAACCUGGAUGAUCUACCGCCUUCUGGAUCUUAUAUUGGUGCAGGCAUUAAUGGAACUGUUCUUGUUACAAUUCAGUCGAGAAAAAGACGAGGUAAAGGGGACGCUUGA